Messenger RNA from Halichondria panicea, 2464 nucleotides. RefSeq lists its product as uncharacterized. Gene Ontology annotation, biological process: protein phosphorylation. NCBI's taxonomy places the organism in Eukaryota, Metazoa, Porifera, Demospongiae, Suberitida, Halichondriidae. The record is from RefSeq and is a predicted model, not a curated record. The transcript has 6 exons. Gene Ontology annotation, molecular function: protein kinase activity; protein binding; ATP binding. The coding region runs from base 139 to 2346 and encodes 735 amino acids.
GAGCUCUAAAUAUUAACCAGUUCAGUUCUCACAUGUCUCAUGUUCUCUAGCUCUAGCUCUGUUAUACUAGAUAUAGAUCUAUAGUUCUAUGCUGUGCUGGUCUUUUCAAGCUGUGUCCACCAAGCUACCCAUUAUGUAAUGGAUGCUCCUAUUGAACCAUCACCUCGUAGUCGUCCAUUCUCUACUGCAGCAGACAGACACCAUUACAUGUGGAGGGGGGAUGGUCCAGGACUGAGAGGGUCUAACAUCAUUGCUGUGUAUGAUCCAAGCACUGAGCUGUGGAGCCUCUUGCCCACCACUGGACCUCUACCCCCUGGAGAGCGAGGUGGUUGCUCUGUUUGUGUAGGUCGUUGCCUGUAUACCUUUGGUGGUCAUGAUGGGUCUUCUUACGCCAAUGACAUGAGCAAGCUUGAUCUGGACACUCUCCAGUGGACCAAACUUCAAUCUUUUGGUAGCCAGCCUAUUAAAAAGAGUGGUUGUGGACUUGUCCGUGUGAACGAGAGAACUCUGUGUUGCAUUGGAGGAUACGGUAUUGAGGGCACCACACAACCAGGAUCAACAUUCACCAGACGCACUGAUGGACGUGGAUGGACAAAUGAGUUCCAAUUUUUCAAUGUUGAAAAUGGUGUCUGGUCGUCUCCUGAGCUCGGAGGAGAGAGACCUCCUCCCUGUAGUGGCUUCACCUUCACUAUGGUGGACCAGCACAGGGCAGUCCUCUUUGGAGGGUUCCAACCUGGCUGUGGUGGUAACGUCAAUGAUGUCUACCUUUUCAAUUUCAGGGACAUGGAGGUCACUAAGGUGAAGCCAGUACAGGGAGAGCCAUGGCCAGUGGGGAGGUCAGGCCAUGCUGCUUGUUGUCUCAACUAUGGCCAGGACCACCCUCAACUAUUGAUGUAUGGAGGAAGAGAUAAUGACAACAAGGUACUAGGGGACAUGUGGAUACUGGACGCUGACACUGGCAAGUGUACAGAGGUGACACCUUCUGAGUCAAUGACACCACGUUAUAAGCAUUCCAUCACUGCCACCAAUCUGGGACCUGGACUCACUGAGGUCCUCGUGUUUGGAGGCCGUCGGGAGAGGAGGGGAAAUGAGACAACUAUACUGAGAUUUGCUACAGAGUUGACUGGACCCUCGGCUCGGAUGUGGGCUCUUGUGGAUGUGGCCCACAACGACACUAGAGGUUCCGCACAGCGACUGAGUGAGAAGAGGAUCAGACAAGCAACUGCUCGUGCCUCAUCAGUCAGUGAGACCAGCGACCACUCCUCUCAAGACCGGAUUAGAGUUCUGGAACAACAGUUACGAGCAGCAGAGCAGAGAGAGCACGACACUCAACGUCACCACCGAGUACAGUUGGAAGAAAAGGAUCAAGAAUUAGCUAUUAAAGAUCUUGAAUUGGCUACACAAGCUAGAGAAUUGGCCACGAAUAAACGAGAAUCAUAUGAUGCCAACCAUCACCAUGCAGAUGCCGAGAGGAGAGUCCAAGAGCUGAUUGCUGAAAUGGAACGACUUCAAGAAAGCCUCCAAGAUCUUACUGCUGAAAAUGGGAGGUUGAACAGGAGAGCCCAGCUGGCAGAGGAGCGAGCAGAGGGUCUGGAGACUCAGUGGGUGGUCCAUCGCGGGAUGAUCCAAAUGACAGAGAGACAGCUCGGUGGGGGAGGAUGGGGGGUCGUCAAAGUGGCCAAGUUCCGAGGAAUCGAGGUGGCAGCCAAGACACUGUACGAGCAGCUCACUUCCGUCUAUUAUCGACGCAUGUUUAUUCGUGAGAUGAACAUGGCGGCUCGUCUGCGACACCCACACCUGGUCCAGUUCAUAGGAGCCACGCUGGAGGAGGAGAUGAUCAUCCUGACAGAGCUCAUGGCCACCAGUCUGAGAAGGGUGCUGGAGGGAGGUCGUAUCUCACGUGAACACAUCCUCUCCAUCUCUGUGCAGGUCUGUCAAGCCCUCAACUAUCUCCACCUCAUGCAGCCAGACCCAGUGAUCCAUCGUGACAUCAGCAGUGCAAACGUCCUCCUCAACCCUCUACCCGACGGUCGCUGGAGUGCAAAGGUCACUGAUUACGGAUCGGUGAACACCCUGCGGAUGUUGAACACUGUCAAUCCAGGGAGUCCUGUAUACGCUGCCCCUGAGGCCAGUAACCCGUCGCUCCAGUCAACCAAGAUGGACAUGUUCAGUCUGGGGGUGCUCCUGAUCGAGAUAUGUUCUGGCCAGUUUCCGAGCCAGGAAGAACGCGAGAGCUUAUUCCUCACCAUCCAAGACCGUCAGUUCUCUGACAUUAUCAGUCGUUGUAUCGAUAGAGAAAGAGACAAUCGACCAACCGCUCGACAACUGUUGAAUGAACUACAGUAGAACUGCACUAGAUAGAUAGUUUUGUUCAUCUACUAAAUUGGACGUUAUUAUGUGUUCGUUGUUAAUGUUGUAAUGUUUAUUGUAAGGCAUUAUUGAUUGAUUUGAGAAGAGACAACUG